UUGUGUAUAUUUUAAUUGUUCGGCAUUGUCUUCUAGUGCGGUAGAUGUCGCAAAUCAAGUGUAAUUAUAUAAGCAAUUCAAAUUAAAUAAUUCAUAAUAUUUACUUGUAAUUAUGUCUGAGUAUGGAAUAUUUGGCCCACUAGUUGGCUCAAUAGACGAGGGCACUUCAAGUGCACGAUUUAUAAUAUUCAAAGCUAAUUCAUGCGAAGUAGUUACAUCUUACCAGAAAGAAUUAUCGCAACAUUUUCCUCAAGAGGGCUGGGUGGAGCAAGAUCCUUACGAAAUAUUAGAAGUUGUUACGACUUGCAUUCUCAAAGCUGUUGAAAAUUUAGUGGACUUAGGUGGGAGACCAGAGGAUGUAAUAGCUAUAGGUGUGACAAAUCAAAGAGAAACAACAAUUGUAUGGGACAAGGCGACGGGCAGGCCUUUGCAUAAUGCUAUAGUAUGGCUGGAUAUGAGAACAUCAUCUACUAUUGAGAAGCUACUGGAUACUGUGCCAAACAAGACUAGAAACAAGAAUUAUUUAAAGCCUCUAUGUGGAUUGCCACUUUCUCCAUACUUUAGUGCAGUGAAGUUGAGAUGGCUGAGCGAUAAUGUGAAUGCUGUUAAAAAUGCCAUGAAAAAUGGCACAUGUUAUUUUGGGACUGUCGAUACUUGGAUUAUAUGGAAUUUAACAGGUGGACCAAAUGGAGGAAAACACGUGACUGAUGUAACAAACGCGUCCCGCACCAUGUUAAUGAACAUAGAAAACUUAGAGUGGGACCCGUUGUUGCUAAAAUUCUUCGAAGUGCCAAAGUCUGUGUUGCCAACUAUAAAAUCUAGCUCUGAGAUCUACGGUUUCAUAUCGGAUGGCCCACUGAAGGGAAAACCCAUAUCCGGCUGUUUAGGAGAUCAGCAGGCAGCGUUAGUCGGACAAAUGUGCCUGCAGAAAGGGCAGGCUAAAGCUACAUACGGAACUGGUUGUUUUGUUCUAUACAAUACGGGCGAUAUUCGCGUGAAUUCCAGUCGAGGAUUACUGACUACAGUUGCCUAUCAGUUGGGUAGCAAAAAUCCUCCAUACUAUGCCUUAGAAGGAUCGGUGGCAAUAGCUGGGGCAGCGUUAGGCUGGCUGAGGGAUAACCUAGGACUUUUGGAGAACGCGAAGGACUCCCAAGUGCUCGCUGAAACAGCGACAGACAACGGUAGUGUUGUAUUUGUACCAGCCUUCAGUGGACUAUAUGCACCAUAUUGGAGACAAGAUGCACGCGGAGUAAUCUGUGGGAUCACAGAAGACACAAAUUCAAAUCACAUAAUAAAAGCAGCUCUGGAAGCUGUGUGCUAUCAGGUACGGGAUAUUCUGGAUGCAAUGAACGAGGACUGCGGUAUUCCUUUGCAACUGUUGAAGGUCGACGGUGGUAUGACAUCCAAUAAUUUGGUAAUGCAGAUGCAAGCAGAUUUAAUCGGAAUAAACGUUAUAAAGGCUGGAUUCACUGAGAGUACGGCGCUUGGAGCAGCUUUAGUUGCUUACUGGGGAGCGGACAAGACUACACAAGUGGCUCCUAUACCGAUGACAUCUGGAGCUACCUACGCUCCACAAAUUAGUGAUGACGAGCGAGAUAUGAGAUACAAACAAUGGAAAAUGGCCGUUGAUAGGUCCCUGGGGUGGGAUCAGAAUUGAAAUUGUUUUGUGCCUAACUGAAACGUAUUCUAAAUUAUGGCAACGAAGGGUCAUAUAUUUCCACUUAGACUUACUUCUAUAUUCAAAUUCAAAAUAUCUUUAUUCAUGUAGGUAUAUUACAGACUCUUUUGAUAUGUUAAAUCUACCGUCAUGUGUCAGUUAGGAAUGAUUCGAGAUGAGAAGAACUAACAAGAAACUAAGCUUGUUAUCGUUUCAAAUAAAUGUUGUGCAUGUCUACAAUAAUACAGAUUCAUUUUAAAUUCAAAUUUGAGAGAAUAGAGUCACUAUCUUACAUUCUUCUAUUCGUGCAUCUGGAUUAGAGGUUCCUAAUGGACUGACCUCAAACAUUUGGACGUCAUUUGCAUUAUAAGACUAGAGGAUUUUAACGGAAUUAUCGUGGCUAUAGAUUUUUUUAUGUCAAUGUAUAUAUAUAACAAUAUACGGUGACGGUAGGUAUUCUUAAAAAAAAAACAAAUAAUUCUGAGGCGAUGAUUUUGGGAAAAGUAGAGAUAGAAAAGUGGUAACAAUGUUAAUAACACAGGGGUGUAAGGCAGGAGGGUAGCAAGUCAAUUAUUAGACCUUGCCAAGAGGUAAUGUAUAUUAUAUAAUAAUAAUUCUCAGAACAAUUCACACAGCGCCAUCUAAUACUAAGCUAAGCAAAGCUUGUGUUAUGGGUACUAGACAACUGAAGUAAAUACUUAGACACAUUUUUGUUUGUAAAUGUAUAAUAUACAUAGAUAAAAUCCAAAUAUUGCAAACAAUCAUGAAUAGAAAUGUUUCUGCCGUGCAAGGAAUCGAACCCGCAACCAUCGCAGGUUAGGUUAGGUUCAACCGCUAGACUACCGAAACAGUCUUUAUAUGUUGUGUCAUUGACAUCGGCGACUGCCUUCCUUCCUUAUUACCACUCUGCCUAGAUAGGAACAUAGACACGUAAAUGAAAAAUCUAACAAAUAGUAAUAAAGUUAGUGCCUUUUUUAUAACAUUAGCUCGGUGACUAGUCGAUUACCAGAUUUGUUGUAAAUCGUGACAUAUCUGAGUAUUUUAAUUAAAAUUAUAUAAUUACCAACUGAAUUAUAAAAGGCGUUCAAAUGAAGAUAUUACCAUUUUUCUUAAUAAUGU
Messenger RNA from Achroia grisella, 2776 nucleotides. RefSeq names its product glycerol kinase (gene Gk1). Gene Ontology annotation, biological process: triglyceride metabolic process; glycerol-3-phosphate biosynthetic process; glycerol metabolic process. The record is from RefSeq and is a predicted model, not a curated record. Gene Ontology annotation, molecular function: glycerol kinase activity. Bases 113 to 1657 code for a protein of 514 amino acids. Gene Ontology annotation, cellular component: mitochondrion. The transcript is spliced from 8 exons. Lineage: Eukaryota; Metazoa; Arthropoda; Insecta; Lepidoptera; Pyralidae.